This is a messenger RNA of Colletotrichum higginsianum IMI 349063, 1461 nucleotides long. RefSeq names its product Siderophore biosynthesis. The transcript has a single exon. The record is from RefSeq and is a predicted model, not a curated record. Bases 1 to 1461 code for a protein of 486 amino acids. Lineage: Eukaryota; Fungi; Ascomycota; Sordariomycetes; Glomerellales; Glomerellaceae.
AUGCCUCCGCAGAUCAUCCACUUGCCGGACGGGCAAACGUUCACAGUGACACCCGUCUUCGCGGGUCUAUUCUUCAAGUCGCACGACCUGAACACACACAACAACCCCUUCCCCAUCGGCUGGACUAUCGUGCUCAACACCGAGGACGACAAGCCCGUCCUUGACAACGCCGAUGGCGGCGACGAGAGCGACGGGGAGUGCGCACGCGCCCGCCGGCGUCACGUCCACAGCUUCAAGCAGCCCACCCUGCAGAACGAUAACCUCUUCAUCUCGUCGAUAUCUCAGCCCUCGAGCACCGAGUUCAAGCCCGCCGCCAGCCCGACCCGCCAGAUCGCCAUGAUGCUCUGGGUCACACUCUAUUGGUACUUUCACCAACCCCAGCCGUCGCCCUACCUCACGACCGACGCAUCAAGGCUUACCCCCGAGAUGGCACGACCGAAGGGCGAGUGGCGCAUCAACAUCAGGCGCGACGGUGUCUUGCGCGGCAGGAAUCUGAUACCAAAGCUGGAGCGCAUGGGGCUGAUCGCCUCGCUGGACUCAGCCGUGGGGACCAAUAUUAAGGACAACGGCGAGGAGUGGUCGCAGAUGUUCGUCUCGCGCCGCAUGUUCUGGCAGAUACCGGGACGGUUGUUCCUCUUCACGCUGCAGCGCACGAGCGCCGCCUCGACCUACCCAGAGUCUCCGGCCGGCAGCCGCCCGAGCUCGCCAGCUUGCACCGAGUUCACCCACUCGCGGCACCAUACGCCCAUCCACUCCCCUCACCAGUCGACGGGGGGCCGAUCCGACGUCGACGUACCCGGAGGCCCGCCGGCCAUGUCCAUGGUCACGACGCCAAGCUUCCCCAUCGGUCCGUUCUACUCGAGCUCCCAUCUCCCGACGUAUUACCCGCCGGCGCCGUUGAUGUACACUGUAACGAACGGCGUCCGUCAUCCCAUUCGCCGCAAGCCGGGCCGCAUGGGGGAGGUGUUUUACUGCCGGUUCGUGCCGAGCGUGGGACGGUACCUGUCGUUCCGCAUCGCAUCCCUCGCGCCGGACGCCGUGCCGUAUCUUGGACCCGUCGGGCCCAAAGCGGCCGAGAAUAGCCACCUCGCGACGCUCUCCGACACGGCGCUGCUGCGGUCGUGGCUGGCGAACCCGCGAGUGCAGAAGUUCUGGGGAGACUACACGCCCGACUUCCUAAGCAACGCGCUGGGCUCGAAGCACUCGUUCCCGGUGAUUGGCAUGUGGGACGGCGUGCCGUUUGGAUACUUUGAGAUAUACUGGGUAAAAGAGGACGUGCUUGGGCAGAAGCUCGGCAGCGACGCCGGGGAUUACGACCGCGGUGUUCACGUCUUUGUGGGCGAGGAGUGGGCGCGUGGUCGGGUGCCGGCGUGGCUGUCGAGCCUGGUGCAUUGGUGUCUCACGGACGACUACCGGACGAUGCACGUGUGUCUGGAGCCGCGCAUCGACAACGCGAGGUGA